Messenger RNA from Branchiostoma floridae (Florida lancelet), 2387 nucleotides. RefSeq names its product nucleotide-binding oligomerization domain-containing protein 2-like. The transcript has 5 exons. Bases 140 to 1612 code for a protein of 490 amino acids. The record is from RefSeq and is a predicted model, not a curated record. NCBI's taxonomy places the organism in Eukaryota, Metazoa, Chordata, Leptocardii, Amphioxiformes, Branchiostomatidae.
GAAACGCGCCGCUUGACAGUCGCCCUCGGUAAAUUAAAGUGGGAUUUAGAAUUGUACAUGCCCCUUGGACCACUAAGGACAACCUGUCGUGCGUUUUCUCUUUCUGAGCGUGAGGUAAGGCUAUAGAGUCCAGCCUAAAAUGGACCAGAAAGCGUCAGAGGCAGCAAAACUGAGGUCCGACCAGAGUUUGACCGGAGGCGAAUUUAGGCAAGACGAAGGGCAAAGUCGGGCGCCACACCAAACGAGAUCGCGUUCGGAAGAAACUAGUAGAGAACACGGGGCAAAUGUUGACAUGAGAAGCAACGUAUUGGACAAUGACGAACCCACAAACAUCGCUCCUAGCCUUGACAAUGAGGAUGAGGAAGGGGUCGGUACGUGUCAGGCCACUGACGUCGAUCUUCAUCAUGAUCAGGAAUCCUACGACAUGGCCUUACUAGCGCUGGAUCAGGGGAGAGACACUCAAGGCUUGGACGGUGGGCGUGAAUGCUACAAUGACGGAGAGGUGGUGGCGUUCUCAGAAACAGAAAAUACAGUGACCCAAAUUACAAACCCUAGUCAAGUGAGCGGCCAAGGCAACAAGGUCAUCAACAUCGGACCCCAUUCCACCGUCAACAUCACUUCCUUCCACGGAGCAUCCGAUGAACCUAACACAGGUCCCAACAUUGACAGUGCCCCUGAAAAUUUUCCCCUGGCUCAAUGUCAAGAUUCACUUAAGUCGUAUUUCAAGACAAGACUGAGCAACCUUCACCCACUAGCGUGGAAUGAAACUUUCACCAUGAAGAUUGAGGACAUCUUCACGACUGUAGACCUCGUGACGCGAACACAACAAGGAGGAAACAUUGAACGUCGCGCCCUCCCCUCUACUGUCGACGCUUUGACUGCCAGGCCCGAUUGUCCCCAGCCCCGGCGCAUUUUGAUCGAAGGUAACGCAGGGAUAGGGAAGACGACCGAAGUUUCUAAACUCGCUUUUGACUGGGCCGAGGGGCGUUCUCCCGUUCUGAAAAAGUAUGAUCUGGUUUUCCCGAUCGCACUGCGGAAGGUUGGUGAGUCCCAGUCCCUCACGGAGUGCAUCUUCGACCAACUCCUACCAGAAGAUGUGCCGUUCCAAGAGUCGGACUUAGAAACGUACUUGAAGGGGAAUGACCGAGUCUUGAUCAUUCUCGACGGCUUCGACGAGUGGGCUAGGCAUGAAGGGCAUGACGUCACUAAACUUCUGACUGGUAAGGUUCUCCGAGACUGUUGCCUGUUGGUGACCACCAGACCUUCCCACGCCCCUCAGCUGCAGAGUCUGAUGUGUCCGGACACACAGGUGGAGAUCACGGGCUUCAGUCAGGACAACAUCCGCACUUACGUCCACAGGUUCUUCACGGGAGACGAGGCCAAGGCAGCAGCCUUAGUCAGCAAAUUGGACUCCUCUCUAAUCCCCACAGGCAUUCUGGCAACACCAAUACUGCUUUUGUUGACCUGCAUGAUGUGGGAAGAGAAGCAGGAUUUGGUGUUUGGAGGUCGAAUCUUUCCCCUUUAUGAUGAGCUAGUUUCCUUCACCAUAAGGCGACAUUGCGUUAGGAACAACAUUGUUUUUCAUAUUUUCAUUCUGCCAAGGUAUUCCUGACAGCAUCAGAGACGCGUUGUUGUGUGCCGGGGCUCUUGCUUUCAAUGGAUUGAUAGAAAAUAGGCUUGUAUAUAGCAAAGACGACGUUGCCAAGUAUUGUGAUGAAGACAGUUUGCAAGAGCUUGUGUUUUUAGGGAUCCUUCACAGACAAGAAAGUCCCUCCAGACUCAACCCUUCUGACCAGUUUUCCUUCUCCCACAAAACGAUGUAGGAGUAUUUUGCAGGAUUGUAUUUCGCAAAAAGGCUUCAAGACGAGACAGCAGGAAAUGCCAUUCUGAACACGUACCUAAGAACGGCUAAAAAUGUGCGUGACUUGGAAAACAUGGUCAUUUUUGCCUGUGCGAAGUUAGGACGCGAAGCGGAUGUUAUAUUGGCCCUUCUUGUCAAACUCUAUCAAGAGGAGGUAGAACAUUUGUCUGAUACCUUCAGUCAUAGGCUCCAUCACAGACACAUAGACCACUAUCUUUAUUCUAAAUGUCGGGCUACGGGGAAUGAAGGAGAGUUUUUGAGUCCUUCUGAGUUGGCUUUCUUUCGCUACCAGGUGUACAUGGAGAUCGCACUGUUGUGCUUCUACGAGAGUGGUUGUCUCACACAGGUAGAGAACAUCUUUCUUGCUAAAGGUGUUAUUCAGCUUUCAAAUGUAGGCCCUCGUGUCUACAACGCCUUGGUAUAUGUUCUGAACAAGAUUCAACCCCAAUCCCUUAGAAAUGUAAAAUCACUCUGGUUGGUCACUAGACACGGCGCAAUGCUAUGUCAGUCCUGUCAUUGACUACCU